AUGGGUUCUGAAGGACCAAAAGCAAUUACCAUUCAUGUGACUGGUUUCAAGAAAUUUCUUGGGGUUUCUGAAAAUCCUACUGAGAAAAUAGCCAAUAAUCUCAAAUCUUACGUCGAGAAACGAGGCUUGCCUUCUGGAUUGACUCUUGGUAGCUGCACUGUUCUUGAGACUGCAGGGGAUGGUGCAAGGUCUAAGCUUUACCAGGUUUUGGAGUCCAGUGUUGCUGUCGCUGGAGAUAAGAACAACAAUGGAACUGUUGUUUGGCUUCAUCUUGGGGUGAAUAGCGGAGCGACAAAAUUUGCCAUUGAAAGACAAGCAGUGAACGAAGCUCAUUUCCGUUGUCCUGAUGAAUUGGGCUGGCAACCACAGCGGCUUCCUAUAGUUGUCGAAGAUGGGAGCAUUUCAAAGGCAAAAGAGACUUCAUGCUCGACUGAAUCGAUAUUCAAGUUAUUGAAGCAGCGAGGCUUCGACGUGGUUCAAUCAGACGACGCUGGACGAUUUGUGUGCAACUACGUUUACUAUCACUCUCUCAGGUUUGCAGAGCAAAAGGGACACAAGUCACUGUUUGUGCACGUUCCUCUGUUCUCCAAAAUCAACGAAGACACUCAGAUGCAAUUCGUGGUCUCUCUCUUGGAAGCAAUUGCAGCUACUUGCUAG
Messenger RNA from Arabis nemorensis, 657 nucleotides. NCBI's taxonomy places the organism in Eukaryota, Viridiplantae, Streptophyta, Magnoliopsida, Brassicales, Brassicaceae. The record is from the annotation of a GenBank genome assembly.